Zea mays is the source of this 1441-nucleotide messenger RNA. RefSeq lists its product as uncharacterized. Gene Ontology annotation, cellular component: endoplasmic reticulum. The record is from RefSeq and is marked provisional. Gene Ontology annotation, biological process: polyprenol biosynthetic process. Bases 351 to 1262 code for a protein of 303 amino acids. Lineage: Eukaryota; Viridiplantae; Streptophyta; Magnoliopsida; Poales; Poaceae. The transcript is spliced from 3 exons. Gene Ontology annotation, molecular function: ditrans,polycis-polyprenyl diphosphate synthase [(2E,6E)-farnesyl diphosphate specific] activity.
CUCACGGAGGAGUCGUGGUGGUGGCACGGGUCACCCGCAGCACACGAAAAAAAACAACAAAAAAGAUUGGAUUCUUGAGGAGCGCAACGUGCUGGCUCCGUGUCUCUCUCGCCCUUCUCCCGUCUCCGCUCCGCCUCCGCGCGUCCGGCGAGACCGCGAGAGCGAGACGAUGGGAAUGCUACAAAUUCCCCUUCUGAGUCCGACCCUCCUCAUCCAAUAGUACCACCUGCUCGCUGCUCCGCCACCGCUCUCGCUCGAUCGCCCCCCUCGUUCGUCGGCCUUCGCUUCCAGACCUCCGAGUCCUCAAUCUGCAGCUUUGGUAAUUGGUCGUAUAGUCCCUCAUCAUCGGAAUGGUGGGGUCACUUAUCUUUCCCACACCUAAUGUGGAUCCGAAGGCAGAGAAUCCUAAUGAGAUGGUUACAGCCGGUGUGCUUUCAAGCCUUCAGAAUUUCCUACGCAAGUGCCUCAUAGCCAUCCUCUCAUAUGGCCCAAUGCCGAAGCACAUUGCAUUUAUUAUGGAUGGCAAUCGUCGAUAUGCUAAAUUCAGAAGCAUGCAAGAAGGAGCGGGUCACAGGAUGGGUUUCUCUACCCUUAUUGCAAGUCUGAUGUACUGCUAUGAAAUGGGUGUGAAGUACAUCACUGUCUACGCAUUCAGCAUCGACAAUUUUAAAAGGGACCCAAGUGAGGUGGAAUCCUUGAUGCAGUUAAUGGAGGAAAAAAUCAACGAACUCUUAGAGAACCGAAGUGUAAUCAACAAGAUUAACUGUAAGAUCAACUUUUGGGGUAACUUGGACUUGUUAUAUGAGCCGGUGCGGUUGGCGGCUGAGAAGCUGAUGGCGAGCACAGCUGGGAACACAGGGCUGGUCUUUUCUAUCUGCAUGCCAUACAACUCGACUUCUGAGAUUGUCAAUGCUGUCAGUCAAGUCUGUGCGGAAAGGAUGGAAAUGUUUCAGAGCGAACAUAUUGGCGAAUGCAAUGGUCAUGCUGCAAAUAACGGUGUGCGAUCAGAGAUUUCAGUGGCGGAUUUGGAUCGCCACAUGUAUAGUGCCGAAUGCCCAGAUCCUGAUAUUGUCAUCCGGACUUCGGGCGAGACUCGAUUGAGCAAUUUCCUCCUUUGGCAGACAACGUUUAGUCACUUGCAGAAUCCAGAUCCUCUGUGGCCCGAGUUCUCUUUCAGGCACCUUGUUUGGGCUGUCUUGCAGUAUCAGAGAGUUUACCCUGCUCUGGAGCAUAACAGAAAGUUGGCUAAGAAGCAGUUGUGAUUCCAUGUUACUUGCAAGGAGGUAUCAUGAAGGGCUAUUAACAUCAAACUUUUCCUUCUCAAUUUCCUGGUAAUGGUAAAUGCAAAGAAGAACAUACUAGCAUAUAACAUUAUGAAUAGAUCACCAUGUAACUUAAGUGUGAUUGCUACCGUAACCAUGUAACUUAUUUGAGCUCGUAC